Melozone crissalis (California towhee) is the source of this 1378-nucleotide messenger RNA. Its product is annotated as zinc finger protein 420-like. The transcript is spliced from 2 exons. NCBI's taxonomy places the organism in Eukaryota, Metazoa, Chordata, Aves, Passeriformes, Passerellidae. Bases 61 to 1341 code for a protein of 426 amino acids. Gene Ontology annotation, biological process: regulation of transcription by RNA polymerase II. Gene Ontology annotation, molecular function: DNA-binding transcription factor activity; RNA polymerase II cis-regulatory region sequence-specific DNA binding. The record is from RefSeq and is a predicted model, not a curated record.
ACCCUCUUACUCCAGGAUUUCCCAUUGCCAACCCCAGGGAAGGCUGCAAGGAAGAGGAAGAUGCCCCGGGACCCUGAGGCAGAGCAGGAGCUGAGCAUGGAGAGCAGGGAGGACAAAUGCCCGCGGCACAACCUGGUGGCAGAGGCCGUUUUGAGCGGCUCCAUGGCGCAGGAAGCCAACAGGGAGGAAAAGCCCCGGAGAUGCCGCACGAGGAGGGGCUGCAAGCGCAGCUGGACGGGAUAUGAGGGGGAAAGAGCCAGCCUGGGCCAGGAAGGUGGCCAGAGAUGGAGCCAGAGCUCAGAGCUGGUGCUGCAUGAGCAGCUCCAUGAUGGGGAGAAGCCCCACACGUGCUUGGAGUGUGGGAAGGGCUUCAGCUGGAGCUCCAGCCUGAUCCUGCACCAGAAGACCCACUCUGGUGAACGGCCCUAUGAGUGUGGAGAGUGUGGGAUGAGCUUCAGACGGCGCUCUCACCUGAUCAGGCACCAGGUGAUGCACACCGGGGAGAAGCCCUACGAGUGUGGGCAAUGUGGGAAGAGCUUCAGCAGGAGCUCCGGCCUCAUCGAGCACCAGAGGACCCACACUGGAGAGAGGCCGUACGAAUGUGCGGAGUGUGGAAGGAGGUUCAGCCACUCUUCUGCCCUGAUUGUGCACCUAAAGAUCCACACUGGAGAGAGGCCCUACGAGUGUUCCAAGUGUGGGAAGAGGUUUAAGACCAGCUCCUAUCUCCUCCUGCACUAUUGGAUUCACACGGACGAGAGGCCCUUCCAAUGCCCUGAGUGCGGGAAGGGAUUCAGGGACAACUCCACCCUGACGCAGCAUCAACGCAUCCACACCGUGGAGAGACCCCAUGAGUGUGAGGAGUGUGGUAAGAGCUUCAGAAGGAGCUCCCACCUGAUCAGCCACCAGAUGAUCCACAAUGGGGAGAGGCCCUACGAGUGUUCCGAGUGUGGGAAGAGCUUCAGCCGCAGCUCCAGCCUGAUCCAGCAUCGGAACAUCCACACUGGGGAGAGACCCUACAAGUGUGGGCAGUGCGGGAAGAGCUUCAGCCAGCAUUCCACCCUGGUCAGGCACCACAUGAUUCACACUGGGGAGAGGCCUUACAAGUGUUCCGAGUGUGGGAAGGGCUUUACGAGCAGCUCCCAUCUAUUCCUGCACUAUCGGAUUCACACAGAGGAGAGGCCCUUCCGCUGCCCCGACUGUGGAAAGGGAUUCAUGCAGAACUCCGACCUCAUCAUCCAUCAGCGCAUCCACACUGGGGAGAGGCCCUAUGAGUGUCCCCAGUGUGGGAAGAGCUUCUCCAGCAGCUCUCACUUGACCCGACACCAACGGAGGCACCGGUAAGGGAAGCCCUGGGAGUGCCCCGAGUGUGGGAAGAGCU